Messenger RNA from Dipodomys ordii (Ord's kangaroo rat), 888 nucleotides. Its product is annotated as histone H2B type 1. The transcript has a single exon. The coding region runs from base 44 to 424 and encodes 126 amino acids. NCBI's taxonomy places the organism in Eukaryota, Metazoa, Chordata, Mammalia, Rodentia, Heteromyidae. The record is from RefSeq and is a predicted model, not a curated record. Gene Ontology annotation, cellular component: nucleosome. Gene Ontology annotation, molecular function: structural constituent of chromatin; DNA binding; protein heterodimerization activity.
UUUUCUCCCUGCCUUUUUGUACUAUAGUGCCAUUUGUACUAUAAUGCCAGAACCUGCGAAGUCCGCCCCGGCCCCAAAGAAGGGUUCCAAGAAGGCGGUGACCAAGGCGCAGAAGAAGGACGGCAAGAAGCGCAAGCGCAGCCGCAAGGAGAGCUACUCGGUGUACGUGUACAAGGUGCUGAAGCAAGUCCACCCGGACACCGGCAUCUCGUCCAAGGCCAUGGGCAUCAUGAACUCGUUCGUGAAUGACAUCUUCGAGCGCAUCGCGGGCGAGGCGUCGCGCCUGGCGCACUACAACAAGCGCUCGACCAUCACGUCUCGGGAGAUCCAGACGGCCGUGCGCCUGCUGCUGCCCGGGGAGCUGGCCAAGCACGCCGUGUCCGAGGGCACCAAGGCCGUUACCAAGUACACCAGCUCCAAAUAAACCUGCCAAGUAAGCGUUUUACCACUUAACCCCAAAGGCUCUUUUAAGAGCCAUGCAUGAUUUCCACAAAUGAGUUGUAAUUCUGCCAUUCCCAAGUUCUCUCUUAAGUUUAUGUACUGAACUAGAAACUACACUGCCCAUCUUUUUGUCAUAGUCUGGCUGACCCGGAACUCGAUCUUGCCGCCCUCCCAAGUGACGGGACUAAGGAGCAUGCGCCACUGCGCCCUUUGUAGUUCGCAGCCAGUUUUAGUUCUGUGUUGUAUAGGAAAUAAUGUGCCUACCAGACACUGCACACGCCACAGUGCUAGUUCUAUAAAGUGAGUAAACGUCGUUCUGUCUUCAUAUGUAGUUCUUCACGCUGAUCAUGAAUUAGUCCACGGGGUGAUAAUUACUUUUCCUAGGCACAAAAGUGUAUUCUGACCUCAGCAUUGUCUCCCUUUUUUGUUUAGCUAAGUAGCUUUGUG